ACGCCGCAACUAUCUGUAGAAGCUUAGACUUAGAAAUGAUGAUGCAAGAACUUGACUUGGAUAUAUAUACUUAUUUCAAAAUAUAACACAUUUUCUGUUGUUAAUUGAACAGACUUGUUUGCAGCCAUACAGAAAACUGAGAUUCUUAAGUCUGUCUCUGACCGUUAAUUGUAACCCAAGUGCAAUUUAGGCACAUGUUGGUGGUUCAUACAGACUCCACGUACCACAGGAAUACAUACAGCGCUGUCACUUUUUUGUCUCGGAAAAGGGUGUUAACAUUUUAAUCGGGAAGAAUUGUCGGCAUCGCUGUACUCUGAAAAAGCGUUUCUGUACAUUCCUUUAUAUAAAUUGCUGGAUUUACCAUGACUGGGAAAUCGGUGAAGGACGUGGACCGGUAUCAGACGGUUCUUACCACUCUUCUUAUGGAAGAGGAGAAUAAAUAUUGUGCUGAUUGUGAGGCUAAAGGACCACGAUGGGCAUCUUGGAACAUUGGGGUGUUCGUCUGCAUUCGUUGUGCAGGAAUUCACAGAAAUCUGGGAGUUCAUAUAUCCAGAGUGAAGUCUGUCAAUCUUGAUCAGUGGACAGAAGACCAAAUACAGUGUAUACAAGAGAUGGGAAAUGCAAAGGCAAAGCGUCUUUAUGAAGCUUAUCUUCCAGAGAACUUUCGACGUCCACAGACAGACCAAGCUCUGGAGACUUUCAUCCGAGAAAAAUAUGACAAGAAAAAAUACAUGAACCGAAGUAUUGAUAUCAAUGCAUUUCGGAAGGAAAAAGACAGUAAAUGGAAGAAAGUUGAUGAACCAGUUAAAGAAAAGAAUGUCACACCAAUUGUUUUUGAGAAAGUAAAAAUGCCUCAAAAAAGAGAAGAAGUUCAGCAGCUCAAGAUAAGUCCCUCCAAGCCAACAGAACCUGUAAUUGACUUGCUUGGCCUCGAUGCACCUGUAGCAAAUCCAAUACCUAACGGCAAGUCUAGCAGUAGCCUAGAAAGUGAUUUAGAUCUAUUUGGGCCCAUGGUAUCAAACCCUCUCCCAGAAUCCAGCACAAUGAGCAGCAUCUCUUCAACAGGAGGGAGCACUGGCUCUGUAUCUGACAACCUGAACCUUUUUGCUGAUCCUGGAAGUAAAUCAGAGGAAACAGGAAAGAAGCUGUCAAAGGAUACUAUUUUAUCCUUGUACGGAUCACAGCCGACACAUUUACCUGCUCAGGGAACAAUGUUCAUGCCUCCACCCCAGCUGGCAUACCCAGCUGCGUAUACUGGCUAUCCUGCUGUUGCCCCAGCAGGUGGUAUGAUGGGAGGAAUGGUAGCACCUUCAGUGGGUGUGAUGACUCAACCGGCAGCUCCUGGGAUGAUUGGAUCAGUGCAGAUCCCAGCAGGUUACAUGGGUGGCAUGCAAACAGCGAUGAUGGGAGUUCCCAAUGGACUGAUGACACCUCAAGGCAGUUUUGUAACAGGUGUUGCAUCUGUUCCACAGCCUGUGUAUGGUGUACAGCAGGCAUGGAAUAUUAAUCAGAUGACUCAGCAAAUGACAGGAAUGAAUUUCUAUGGAAGCACUGGAAUGAUGGGAUAUGGACAGCCAAUAGGAGGUGGAGCCACUUCUGGAACCACUCAAUCCCUCAGCAGUGAAAUAUGGAAAUGAAAAUGGGAAUAGAAAAGGUUUACUUCAUACCUGUUCCAUAAGACGUUUGGGCUGUUUCAGCCUAACCAUGCUUUCAUUAAUGCAGUCCACCGUUGGCCUUUUCCAGUUAUUAUAACAGAGAAACCUCAGCAACUAGGACAUUUGCUUUGGAUUAAACUGAAGCAUUCUUCACCAUCUUCAACAUAAUGAAAAAGCAAAUAAGGUUCUAUCAAUGCAAUUUUCAAGAUAGUUUGUUGAAUUAUUAAUUAAUGGAGAUUUUGUUUAUGCCUCUGAAAUCACAUAACUGAUUCUGUAAAAGAUCCAUCCAAACAGUACAAAGAAAGGUGUAUACUUGAUAUGGGGUUUUGGCCCAGUGUAAGAUGUUUGUGUGACAUUAUGCUCUUAAACAGUGUUGUUAGAUUAUAGUUUUGCCAAGUAUUGUUUUCCUUCAGUUUACUCUGCUAAUUGAGGUUCCACUGUGACAACUGGAUUGUUUUUUCUCUGCCAAAGUCUUGUCAGCACUCUAGGUAAAAUGAGGGUCCUCAAAUUGCGGGUCAGGAACCAUGUAUUGAAUGUAAAGUUUGCACUUCUUAAAGUGUCUUAUUGUAUUGCUUCUUUUUUUUUUUUUUUUUUUUUUACAGUUUACCUCUAAAUUACAUGUGUUACGUUUAGUACAGACUUCCCUGUGUUUUUAAACUACUUCAUUUAAGUAAAAAUGUAUAUAUUUAUAUAGUCUUUUAUUUCUGGCUGAUUCUAAAUUGACAGUUACAAUUUCAGGAGUGUAGGGUUCACUUGAAGGUGUAUAUAGCUAGGUUGACAAUUGCGGGUAAUAAAAUCUUUUAGGAAAUGAAGCAAGAUAAGCACAAUGCUCCUGAGGUUUUUACUGACUAUGUAUGAAUUUUUACGUGGUAAGCUCAAAACUUUAUUUUUUUUUUUUUUUUUUUUUGAUAACACAUUGUCCAUCUUUCUCUGUUUUUUUUUUUAUUAUUUUAAAUUCAAACAAGGUGACUCCUGCUUUAAAAAUAUAUGCUCUGGCACCAUCUCUUAGCCAGUCAAAAAUGAGCAUUCCAUUGUACUACGAACUAAUUCCUGUAAUAAAUUAGUGUCUUGUUGGCUUCUAACAAAACCUAUGGUGACAGGCAGAAUCAUUUGUCAUUCGGCAUGUUAACUGUAGAUGUCUUCUGUGUUUGACAGAGUUUAGAAAUAUAAUGAAAUUUUCCAUUGCUCUCAUAUAUUGUAUAUAAGAUUCUUUAAUAAAGAUGUGAACAUAUUUCUCAUUAA
Messenger RNA from Protopterus annectens (West African lungfish), 2897 nucleotides. It is a transcript of the gene SMAP2, whose product is annotated as small ArfGAP2. Bases 363 to 1637 code for a protein of 424 amino acids. Gene Ontology annotation, molecular function: GTPase activator activity. The transcript is spliced from 10 exons. The record is from RefSeq and is a predicted model, not a curated record. NCBI's taxonomy places the organism in Eukaryota, Metazoa, Chordata, Ceratodontiformes, Protopteridae.